Lutra lutra (Eurasian river otter) is the source of this 880-nucleotide messenger RNA. RefSeq names its product small integral membrane protein 18 (gene SMIM18). Bases 187 to 738 code for a protein of 183 amino acids. The transcript has 3 exons. Lineage: Eukaryota; Metazoa; Chordata; Mammalia; Carnivora; Mustelidae. The record is from RefSeq and is a predicted model, not a curated record.
ACUGAAGGAAUUGAAAUUUUAUGGUUAAAUACUAAGAAAUCAUCAGUUUGUUACUAACUCAAAUUCCUCUGCAGAAAUUUAGCUUAAGGACAAAAAAAUAAGGCAAGAAAAAGAGGUGACAGUUGAUAUCCCAGACAGCUCUAUUCAAGUUUAUGAAUGAUUUACACUUAAGGGUGGCAGGACUUAAUGCAAAUGAACGAAGAGGAAACUGUCAGCUGCAUUGUGGUUCAACCAAUAGAAGCACAGCUCCAUCUUGGAUGUGCACUGGACUGCAUUACAAACAGACGAUACCAUCGCUUCAACAGCAGCCUUCAGACAAGAGGUCACCUGUCCUUGAAGUUUAAAAGACUGGAAAUAGGAGAGAGAGAUACACUGAGCCAACAAGCUGAGAAGGAGCCACACAGAUUCAGAAGAGCAAUACAAGAAGUAGAAUCCCUAAGAAUGGCCUCCCUGAGCUCCAGCCUCUGGAAUGAAACCACUACGUCUGUUUAUCAAUACCUUGGUUUUCAAGUUCAAAAAAUUUACCCUUUUCAUGAUAACUGGAACACUGCCUGCUUUGUCAUUCUGCUUUUAUUUAUAUUUACAGUGGUAUCUUUAGUGGUGUUGGCUUUCCUUUAUGAAGUGCUUGACUGUUGCUGCUGUGUAAAAAACAAAACUGUGAAAGACUUGAAAAGUGAACCUAACCCUCUUAGAAGUAUGAUGGACAACAUCAGAAAACGUGAAAUUGAAGUGGUCUAGCACUCUACGAAGGUGAACAAAAUCUCUGAAAACAGCCUUCAACUACUGAGAAAAAAGGAAAAUUUUCUGAGGCCAACUGUUAUUAUGAAAAUUGACUCUGAAUGAUUAAAAGAUUUCUAAAAGAAGGGAAAAACAAGUCAAA